AUGCCGACGAAUGACCCAGUCCGUGCUCAUACGAUGCAGAUGUCUUCUACGCCGGUCAGAUAUGGCGAUCUGCCAAAAGAACUACCUACAGACGACCCAGACGAUGUUCUCUUCAACUCUCAGUAUGGGGUCCGGACCAUUGAACUCAACCGACCGAAAAAGCUCAAUUCUCUCAACGGGUCCAUGGCAAGAAAGAUCCUCCCCCGACUGAGGGAAUGGGAAAAGUCACAUCUCGCAAAUAUCGUCAUAAUCAGUGGAGCGGGCCCCAAGGCAUUUUGCGCAGGUGGUGAUGUUGCUGAACUUGCGACACAAAACAAGGAGGGUCCAGAGGGACAAAAGAAGUCGGCAGACUACUUUGCACUUGAAUACAAGCUGGACCAACUGAUCGCAACCUACAGCAAGCCAUAUAUUGCCAUCAUGGAUGGCAUCACCAUGGGUGGAGGUGUUGGAUUGUCAGUCCAUGCUCCUUUCCGGAUCGCCACUGAGAAGACCCUGUUUGCCAUGCCCGAAACCACGAUUGGCUUCUUUCCCGACGUCGGAGGGAGUUUCUUUCUGCCUCGCUUGGACGGCGAGAUUGGAACGUACCUGGCAUUGACCUCCGAACGGCUACAUGGUGUGCAAGCGUUCUACGCCGGCGUUGCCACGCACUACCUUGACAGCUCCGUGCUUGCGCAAUUGACCGCACGAUUGUCCGAAUUGGUUUUCAAAGACCACGCAAGUCUAAUGCAACGACUCCAACUCAUUGACUCCACCAUAGCCGAGUUCGCCAGCGCUCUGCCGUCGCCAGACUCGUCUGAUGCUGCAAAAUAUGGCAACCUGACUGGUUCUCUACGGGAAGCAGUCGACCGAACCUUUAAGUACGACACAGUAGAGGAAAUCCUGGCUGCCUUGCAAAAAGAGUCCGAAUCGGCGGACGAGAAGCUCGCCGAAUGGGCGAAAGCGACCCAAAAGACCAUUACGUUGAGAUCUCCGACCAGUCUUCGGGUCACCUUGCGACAAUUGAGAGAAGGUAGACACUGGAACAUCAGCGAGACUUUUGUUCUGGAACAUAAAAUCGCGAGCAAAUUCAUGGCCCAUCCGGAUUUUGUCGAGGGCGUUACAGCUCGACUGAUCAACAAGCCCCCGACCAAGCCUCAGUGGAAACCCGCGACUCUGGCAGAGGUGUCUCCGGCCGAUGUGGACGCAUUUUUCACGAUGCCUAGCAAAGAGGAUGCGCUGACUCUGGUGACGCCGUAUGAGGGCGCGCUUCCUCAGAAUUACACAGAUUAUCCUCACGCAAUCUUCGCGCUGCCGCGGGAGUCAGAUAUUCAAAAUGUAGUCAGGAGCUAUGGCAGGCAAGGGUCGAAGAGAGUGACUGAGGAGGUGCUGAACAGGUGGAACCACAAAGCUGGCGUGAAGGAGAAGGUCCAAGAGGUUCUUGCCCGGAAGACCGUAUCGGCGGACGGUAAGGCGAUAUCAUGGAAGAGCAAAGACGCCAAUCUAUAG
Messenger RNA from Capronia epimyces CBS 606.96, 1485 nucleotides. RefSeq lists its product as uncharacterized. The transcript has a single exon. Bases 1 to 1485 code for a protein of 494 amino acids. Gene Ontology annotation, biological process: L-valine catabolic process. The record is from RefSeq and is a predicted model, not a curated record. NCBI's taxonomy places the organism in Eukaryota, Fungi, Ascomycota, Eurotiomycetes, Chaetothyriales, Herpotrichiellaceae. Gene Ontology annotation, cellular component: mitochondrion. Gene Ontology annotation, molecular function: 3-hydroxyisobutyryl-CoA hydrolase activity.